UAAAAGGCGUGUCUAAACAUACAAAUAUCUACGCGUGUUACGUCACAUCACAGUUAACCCGAGCGGUUUCAUCUGGCCGGCGGAAGACAUGACGUUUAUCAUUCCUUCCAUUCUGAUCCUCUCGGCAUCGGUCUGCUUCACGAAUGCCGGAAAGUACUGUGGCAAUGGAUUCUCCUACGGAUAUUGCCCGGACUGUUGCUGCAAUAGUUACAGUAACGACUGCUGCACUUGUGCUCUACAUGCAUGGGUGGUGGCCGUGAUUGUUAUUUCUAUUAUUGUUCUUAUUGCCAUCGCUGUGGGCGUUGGUGUGUGGCGUCGACGAGUAUACAUUCAGAGACGGACAAUUAUUACUGCAGGAGCUCCUACACAGAAUGUCUGUGUGGCGACGUCUUCACAGCAGCAGGCUGCUCAAUCUGCUUAUCCACCUCAGGGUUAUCCACCUCAGGGUUAUCCUCCUCAGGGAUAUCCACCCCAGGGAUAUCCACCCCAGGGAUAUCCUCCCCAGGGGUACCCUCCCCAGGGAUAUCCUCAGCAAUCGUUCUACCCUCCUCCGGAAUAUCCAGGUGGUGAUGUCAAACCUCCAGCGACCUAUCCGGAGUACUGAUUGUGAGGUAACAUGAUGUGGAGGUGACAUUCAAUUUGCUGCUUAAUUAAGGGUAGAUGGUAGAUGUGUUAGGUGGUGCUGGUUGCUGGGUCGGUGACAGUUUGUAUGUGCUGUGCUGGUCGUAUGCGUUUUCUCUCAUAACAGUCGUUAUGUAUUCUGUUAGUAGGUUUGUAGUUUGGGUGACUCUUAGCGUAUCAACCAUGGAUGUGUUUUGAAAUGUCGGUUAUAUAAUAAAACAACUGCAUGUCAUCAAAUAGCAA
This is a messenger RNA of Corticium candelabrum, 864 nucleotides long. Its product is annotated as TM2 domain-containing protein DDB_G0277895-like. The transcript is spliced from 4 exons. Bases 89 to 604 code for a protein of 171 amino acids. Lineage: Eukaryota; Metazoa; Porifera; Homoscleromorpha; Homosclerophorida; Plakinidae. The record is from RefSeq and is a predicted model, not a curated record.